CGCGGCCGCCGCCCGGCCCACGUGUCCUCCGCGGGCCACCGUCCUGCAGCCGGCACUCGGGCUUCCGGGGUACUCGUGAGCGCCAGCCAGCGCGCUCCCGAGGUCUCCCUGCGCGCUCUCUCUCCUUGCGACAGCUCUGCGGCUCGGUACCAAAAAAUGUCAUCUGAAAUGUUGCCAGAAUUUAUUGAGACUAACAUUGAAAGAAAGCAAGACUUAAGUGAAUAUCCAGAGGAAAACCAGAAGCCAAAACUUGACGAAGGGCUAGAACCAAUGUCAAAACGGCAAAUGAAGAAAUUAAUUAAACAGAAGCAGUGGGAAGAACAAAGAGAACUCCGCAAACAAAAGCGGAAAGAAAAACGCAAGCGAAAGAAAUUAGAGCGACAGUGUCAGCAGGAAUCAAACUCAGAUGGAAAUGACAGGAAACGUAUCCGGAGAGAUGCUGCUCACAGUGCUCUCCGCCUGAUCAUCGACUGCAGUUUUGACAGCUUGAUGGCACUAAAGGACAUUAAGAAACUCCAUAAGCAGAUUCAACGAUGUUAUGCAGAAAACCGCCGAGCAUCACAUCCUGUGCAGUUUUACCUGACAAGUCAUGGAGGUCAAUUGAAAAAGAACAUGGAUGAAAAUGACAAAGGAUGGGUCAAUUGGAAGGAUAUCCACAUCAACCCAGAGCACUAUAGUGAAUUCAUAAAGAAAGAAGACCUGAUUUACCUUACAUCAGACUCACCUAAUGUACUGCAGGAAUUAGACGAAUCAAAGGCCUAUGUGAUUGGAGGGUUAGUAGAUCACAACCAUCACAAGGGACUCACAUAUAAACAAGCCUCAGAUCAUGGAAUUGGUCAUGCACAGCUCCCCCUUGGAAAUUUUGUGAAGAUGAAUAGUAGAAAAGUUUUGGCAAUUAAUCAUGUGUUUGAGAUUAUUCUGGAGUACCUGAAAACAAGAGACUGGCAAGAAGCCUUUUGCACUAUAUUACCCCAGCGGAAAGGAGCUGUUCCUGCAGACAAAACUUGUGGAAGUUCUUCUAGUGACAAGAAAUUGGCGAGUGUCGAAUGUAGAUUGGACAGUGAUUCCAGUGAAGAGGAAAAGAGUGGAAAUGAACAAGACCUAUCACAUGAAGAAGAGAAAUAGAAUAAAGAAAAUGGCUUUGGACCUAUAUUGAAUUCUGUUCCACAGUGAUGUUAUCUGGCUUUUUGGAUUUUUUUUCUUUUGGGUCAUACCUGGCGAUGCUCAGGGGUUACUCCUGGCUCUGCACUCAGGAAUUACUCCUGGUGGUGCUCAGGGGACCAUAUGGGAUGCUGGGAAUCAAACCAGAGUCAGCUGCGUGCAAGGCAAACGCCCUACCUGUUGAACUAUUGCUCCAGCCCUGCUGUUUUUAUUUUUGUUGAAGAAAAAAAUUAGAAAAUAGGUGCUUUAUAGAAUAUUCAAAUGGGAAGAAAAUUUCACCUAAUUUCUCAUGUGAGUCUUAAAAAUAUUACAUUUUGAGCUAAGUGACAAAAAGCCUUAUAAAGAAAUCCUUUUUCAUUUUGUAUAAGACUUCCUUAAACCUUCAUUCUUUUGAUUAUGGAAUUGUGUUCUUCAGAAUGUGCCUCCUGGCCUUUCAAUUCCAUCUUUGUGUAGUCAUUCUGAUUUAUUGCCUACAUAUUUGUGAAAGCAGAUCAGUCACAUUGUACUGUAAGUCAACCAGAAUGUUCUGUAUGAGAAGUUGCCUUCUAUGUGCGGCUUUUAUGUCCUGUUUUAUUACUUCAAAAGAAGAUAAUGAUUAUAAGUAAACAUGCUGGUUGAUAAAAUCAAUAUGUUUGGACAGCCAAGCAUAUCUCUGUCUUCGUGAUGCCUUUGUAGUUCUAAAGUAGUCACUGAAGAAUUAAUAGUCCCUUUAACAUAUUUUCUCAAUUCCAAUAAUACUGAUGUUAUUUCAAUAAAACAUUUAGUUCUUUCAGGUUAGAUUAUUUGUUUAAACAAUUGGAGGAUCAAUUCUGUCUUUACCAAUUUUAAAAAGAAAGCGUGUGAAGCCAAGAGGUAGUACAGUAGUUAGGCACUUGGCAGUGCCACACCCAGGCCUGACCCCCAGCACCAAAUGUCUCCUGAGUACUACGGGUAUCACCUCAAGACCUCUCGGCACCACUGGGUGGCUCUGACAGUCUCCAGUGCCGUAGGGCUAAACCAGUAUUGCACCCUUGGCCCUAAUAAUGAAUUUUUUUAACUGGAGCCCCAGCCUCACAUCCAAGGCCUGUGCUCUGCCAUUGAACUACAUCCCCAGUCCAGAAUAUAUUUUUUAAUGUCAAAAAUCCACUGGUUCUUACAAUGAAUAAAGUUUAGUCCAUAUGUACAUCUGCGUACGAUCACAUAAUAUUAAGUGAAGAGAUGUAUGUGUCUGUAAAUAAUAUAAGCUUGUGUGAAAAGUGCAUAUAUCCGUAAACAUCAUGUAAAGUUCUUGACUACUAAUUGAUGAUAAUAGGAUUGAAUUAUGUAUCCUUUUGUGGGGAUGUUUGUGUUGAAUAACAUGAAAUAAUUAGAAUUUUAUCAAGUACAAAAAUCUAUAAACAUUUGUGUGCAGCCUUUGGCUGGGGAAGGUGGGUCUAAUGGGAGGUGCUGCACACUUUCCAGUAAAUGUGGGGCAGUUCUCAUGAGGUGAGUAUUGUUUGUCGCAGCUAACAGAUUGCAGGAACCCUUGCUUUGGCUAAAUCAGAUUUCUGCUUUACUUAUUUACUGGCAUCUCACAUUAUAUAUACAUACUUAGUAAUAUUUACUGGAUUCAGUAUUGAUGUUCACUGUUUCUUGUUGCAUUGGUCUUAAUUCUUAUAGUUAUCCAUUUAAAUUAAGAACUGUGAACAAGGUUUACAAAUAAAAAAAAAACC
Sorex araneus (European shrew) is the source of this 2852-nucleotide messenger RNA. It is a transcript of the gene TRMT10A, whose product is annotated as tRNA methyltransferase 10A. Gene Ontology annotation, molecular function: tRNA binding. Gene Ontology annotation, cellular component: nucleoplasm; cytosol; nucleus. Bases 157 to 1125 code for a protein of 322 amino acids. The transcript has 8 exons. Gene Ontology annotation, biological process: tRNA N1-guanine methylation. Lineage: Eukaryota; Metazoa; Chordata; Mammalia; Eulipotyphla; Soricidae. The record is from RefSeq and is a predicted model, not a curated record.